Molecule: messenger RNA, 4402 nt
Organism: Oncorhynchus gorbuscha (pink salmon)
Lineage: Eukaryota; Metazoa; Chordata; Actinopteri; Salmoniformes; Salmonidae
Exons: 17
Coding region: 1-4119 (1372 amino acids)
Biological process (GO): intracellular signal transduction; mitotic cell cycle; protein phosphorylation
Cellular component (GO): nucleus; cytoplasm
Molecular function (GO): histone H3T3 kinase activity; ATP binding
Source: RefSeq, a predicted model, not a curated record
AUGAAAACAUCCUCUUCCUCUCCUCCCGGCCUCCCUUGUCCUGUUCCAGAGGAGAAAGAGAAGAAGCCAUUCUUGAGGGGUGCUGGUCGGAAGGCCCGGCGUAUUGUGAGCUCCAGUGAGAGUGAUGGAGAGACAACGACCACCAGACAACUCAACCCGAAACGCUCGAAACACACCACAGCGAGAGACAGGACACACACACAUCCGUCUCCAGUUUUGGUUCCAGGGAAGUUUGUGACUCAUCGUAGGGGCGCAACAACCGCCAAACACAAAGCCCCCAAGAGGAAACUCAGUGUCCUGCUAGCCCAGCUCAGCCUCAACUCCUCCGAUGACUUCGUCCAGGGUGGAAGAGAAGUACGGGUCCAGCGUUCCUUCCCUCGCCGUGCCAAACAGGGGCGGGCCCUGGCCAACGCUGACAGCUCAUUGGUCGACCUGGGUAACAGCGGAGUAACCAACAGUAACGGUUUCCUGCGAGACAUCUCUCUGAACGAGUCGCCCGAGCGCUCCUGCCACAGGAAACCUCUCUUCUCCUCCACCCCCAGCUCACGUUCCCUCCCUCCUCCUCCUCCCUCCUUCGUCCGUCCACCCAACCUCGCCAGUGACAUCAUCUCUCUGAACACCACCCAGGAGGAGGAGCUCGAUGUACCAGAGGACCGCGUCUCUCUCACAGAGCUGCGCCAGGCAGUGGGACAACCAGAGGUAGGAAACCGUGAAGAGCUGACUCCCCGUGGAUCAACCAGUCUGAGGAGUAUCGGGAGCCGGAAUGGAGGCUCUGCGAUCCAAGAUGGCGUCGGUGAGCAGCCGAGCCCGGAGCUGUUCUCCGCGGUUGCCUGUGAGCAGACUGACCCGGACAGGACCGGGGAGGAAACUGAGGACGGCGGCCAUUUUGUGUCGGCGGCGGUGGGACAGGAUUGGCUGGCCGAGGUCGUGAAGGCGAGGUGUCUGACACAGUGCUGUGUCGUACGGCUAGAGAGAGUGCACAAACUGCACGGCGACACCACAUGUUCGCCCUGCGUCGACCGGACACGGUCCCAUGACAACGGGCGGUCGGUUGACCACGUGCGCUCGGCGACCAGGGGUCAGUCCAUCGACCAGACACGGUCACAUGACAACGGGCGGUCUGUCGACCACGUGCGCUCGGCGACCAGGGGUCAGUCCAUCGACCAGACACGGUCACAUGACAACGGGCGGUCUGACCACUCGGAGAUCUGGGAUUCCUCUAGAGAGACCGCACAGGGGUCAGUGACUGAAGGGCAGUCCAUCGACCACUCGGAGAUCUGGGAUUCCUCUAGAGACCACACAGGGUCAGUGACUGAAGGGCAGUCUAUAGACCGUGCGGUCAGCGACAGCGGUCAGUCUCUGGGCCGUAACGGGUCUGUCAGCCGGACCAGUGACGAACCUGUCAGGGUGAAGCAGAGACUGACCACACACUGUGAGGUACAGCUUGGGAGGCUGACCGUAACUCGACUCCACAGAGAGACCAGCCUGACCGUAACCCGACCCCACAGAGAGACCAGCCUGACCGUAACUCGACCCCACAGAGAGACCAGCCUGACCGUAACUCGACCCCACAGAGAGACCAGCCUGACCGUAACUCGACCCCACAGAGAGACCAGCCUGACCGUAACUCGACCCCACAGAGAGACCAGCCUGACCGUAACUCGACCCCACAGAGAGACCAGCCUGACCGUAACUCGACCCCACAGAGAGACCAGCCUGACCGUAACUCGACCCCACAGAGAGACCAGCCUGACCGUAACUCGACCCCACAGAGAGACCAGCCUGUUGUCCAGUGACCACAACACGCGGUCGGACAGCGGUACGGCAGGUAACCACGCACGUUCAGGGAACGUUCCAAGGGACAGUCUCAUUCCUAAAGACCACGUUCCCAGGGACAGUCUCGUUCCUAAAGACCACGUUCCCAGGGACAAGGACAGUCUCGUCCCUAAAGACCACGUUCCCAGGGACAGUCUCGUCCCUAAAGACCACGUUCCCAGGGACAGUCUCGUUCCUAAAGACCACGUUCCCAGGGACAGGGACAGUCUCGUCCCUAAAGACCACGUUCCCAGGGACAGUCUCGUCCCUAAAGACCACGUUCCCAGGGACAGUCUCGUUCCUAAAGACCACGUUCCCAGGGACAGUCUCGUUCCUAAAGACCACGUUCCCAGGGACAGACCUAAAGACCACGUUCCCAGGGACAGUCUCGUUCCUAAAGACCACGUUCCCAGGGACAGUCUCGUUCCUAAAGACCACGUUCCCAGGGACAGUCUCGUUCCUAAAGACCACGUUCCCAGGGACAGUCUCGUCCCUAAAGACCACGUUCCCAGGGACAGUCUCGUCCCUAAAGACCACGUUCCCAGGGACAGUCUCGUUCCUAUAGAGCACGUUCCCAAGGACAAAGACAGUCUCGUCCCUAAAGACCACGUUCCCAGGGAAAACCCCCACAGUAGGAAGGUGGGAGGAGCUCCUAUAGAGCGGGAGAGGCCCGCCACCAGUAGGAAGGUGGGAGGAGCUCCUAUAGAGCGGGAGAGGCCCGCCACCAGUAGGAAGGUGGGAGGAGCUCCUAUAGAGCGGGAGAGGCCCGCCACCAGUAGGAAGGUGGGAGGAGCUCCUAUAGAGCGGGAGAGGCCCGCCACCAGUAGGAAGGGCGGUGGUAUGAGUGUGAGCCGCUGGGGAAGGAGAGACGGGGCUCCCAACAGCAGAGCAGCACCUCCUCCUGGCCGGGCUGGGGACUGCAGCAUUACUGAACUGCUGUCUGCUCAACACACACAUGGGGUAUCCAGUCUAUCAGACAGUAUAGUAUUGGGGACUCCAGUUCGUGGGAACAGACUCCACCUGUCCUCUCUGCUGGUCAACCUCACUCCUGAGACUUACACCUGGAGUCGCCUCAAAGCUGCCCUCUCCCUACACAGGAAGACCAAAGCGUUCCUGACUCCGAAGAGGCCUCUCUACCUGCUGUCCUCUCCUGAGGCGGAGCUAGGUGAUGUCAGUCAAAAACUGUUCUCCACACCCCGCCGCACGCCCCGCCCACCAAACCUCCGCUCAACGAUACGGGGGAGCACUCCUCUGAGUGUGUAUUCGUUAGCCGGAGAGCUGUCUGAUGACCAGAAGGUCUUUUCGGAGUGUAACCAGACAGGACCUCUGAGCUUCCAGGACUGUCUCCCAGCAGCCAGGAUGAAGCUGUGUCGGAAGGUCGGAGAGGGGACCUUCGGAGAGGUCUUCAGUACCACCAACACCUCUGGAGACGCCGUCGCUCUCAAGAUUAUCCCAGUAGAAGGAUGUGACCAGGUGAAUGGAGAAGAACAGAAAACCUUUGGAGAAAUCCUCCACGAGAUUAUCAUCUCCAAGGAGCUGAGCAGUCUAAAGGAGAAGAAACACAACCAGACCACUGGCUUCAUCGGACUAAAGGAUCUCCACUGUGUCAAGGGCUGCUACCCUCCAAGCCUGCUAAAAGCCUGGGACUCCUUCAACACACAGAGAGGAUCAGAGAAUGACCGGCCAGAUUUCUUCAAUGAGGAGCAGCUGUUUCUGAUCCUGGAGUUUGAGUUUGGAGGCAGAGACCUGGAGAACAGUAAUGGACAGCUGGCGUCGGUGAUGGUGUCUAAGAGUAUCCUCCAUCAGGUGACUGCUGCUCUGGCUGUGGCUGAACAGGAGCUCUGCUUUGAACACAGAGACCUCCACUGGGGUAAUGUGUUGGUCCAGUCCACUAAGGAGAAGGAGGGGAGAUUCCUCCUCAAUGGAACAAACCAUUCCUUAGAGACCAGGGGGGUGAGCGUACGCAUCAUCGACUACUCCCUCUCCAGGCUCGAGAUCGAUGGUCUCACCGUGUCCUGUGACAUCUCAGAGGAUGAGGAGUUGUUCCAGGGCCAUGGAGACCUGCAGUUUGACAUCUACAGACUCAUGAGACAGGAGAACGGUAACAAGUGGGGUGACUACCAGCCCCACUCCAAUGUGUUGUGGCUCCACUACCUGAGCUCCAAGCUGCUGACUAUGACCUAUAAAGGUCGAGGGGGGCGGGGUGUCAAGCAGGCCAGGUUGGACCUGCAGCGUUUCCACGACGAUGUCCUCACCUUCCGAUCUGCCUCUGAGAUACUGUACAACUGUGGCCUGUUCCAAUGAGAAAGCGAGUGUGUGUGUGUGUGUGUGUGUGUGUGUGUGUGUGUGUGUGUGUGUGUGUGUGUGUGUGUGUGUGUGUGUGUGUGUACUGCCACAUAUUGUUGUUGUUAGCUUGGUUAGCGGGAUGCUAAGUGGUUAGCUAUAGUAUUGUGUAGGAUCCAGUCGUAACCUUUUUUGGAGGUGAACUCUUCUUGUGAACAAUAUUUAUAAACCCAGAAGACUAAUGGCUUUGUAUUCUAAAAUUAAAAAGGGGUUUUGUUAUUAAACGUUGAAUAUAAUCAAUGAC